GAGGGUGACCCUGAGCCACCAACACUCCUCCUUCACCUACCCCCCUUUCUUCAAAUACCAAACUGCAACGGCUCCACCAGAUUUCUCAUUUCUCCUCACCUACCAUUCUCCCCCUCACCAUCACCCAAUCCACCAACCCUAUGGCAGCAGCAGCAACGGCGGCAACCGCCUCUUAUUCCACACUCUCCACCAAACACAACCUCUCCAUCUCCACCACUCACCACAUCAAUAAAAAUCAUUCUCUAGGUUUUCCUUUCCUAUCUGAAACCUCUGUCCGUAUUCGCCCCCUUUCCCUUCCUCGUUCUGCGAAACUUCCGGUGAAAGUUAUGGCUACUUCCGCCGCCACUCCGGUGAAGAAGACUAGCGGAUUGAGUUCCGGUGCUGUUGCUCCUACUGUAGUUGAUGUGGAUUUAGGUGAUCGGAGUUAUCCGAUUUAUAUCGGAUCUGGUUUACUCAAUCAACCGGAUCUUCUACAGAGACAUAUUCAUGGGAAGAGAGUUCUUGUGGUCACUAACACCACAGUGGCACCACUAUACUUGGAUAAAGUUGUAAGUGCUUUGACAGUUGGAAACCCUAACGUUACAGUUGAAAGUGUGAUUCUACCUGAUGGUGAGAAGUACAAGGACAUGGAUACUCUGAUGAAAGUAUUUGACAAAGCAAUAGAGUCUCGAUUGGACAGACGGUGUACAUUUGUUGCUCUUGGUGGCGGUGUCAUCGGUGACAUGUGCGGAUACGCAGCAGCUUCGUUUCUCCGUGGUGUCAAUUUCAUUCAAAUUCCUACAACUGUUAUGGCACAGGUGGAUUCUUCUGUUGGGGGCAAAACGGGAAUAAACCAUCGAUUGGGGAAAAACUUAAUCGGUGCAUUCUACCAGCCACAAUGCGUGCUCAUAGACACCGACACAUUGAACACAUUACCCGAUAGAGAAUUAGCAUCUGGGCUUGCUGAGGUCAUCAAGUAUGGUCUUAUUAGAGAUGCUGAAUUUUUCGAGUGGCAAGAAAAGAACAUACACGCGUUAAUGGCUAGGGAUCCUGAUGCGUUUGCAUAUGCUAUCAAGCGAUCGUGUGAAAACAAGGCUGAAGUUGUAUCACAGGAUGAGAAAGAAAGUGGAAUAAGGGCGACACUAAACUUGGGUCAUACGUUUGGUCAUGCAAUAGAAACUAGCUAUGGUUACGGACAUUGGCUUCAUGGAGAAGCGGUUGCAGCUGGCACGGUAAUGGCGGUUGACAUGUCAUACCGACUCGGUUGGAUCGACGAAUCCAUUGUUGAACGAGUUCACAACAUCCUAAAACAAGCCAAGCUGCCUACUAGUCCUCCCGAGAUGAUGACUGUAGACAUGUUCAAAUCUGUCAUGGCGGUUGAUAAAAAGGUGGCUGAUGGGUUACUAAGACUCAUCCUCUUAAAAGGCCCAUUAGGAGGCUGUGUUUUCACCGGAGACUAUGACCGAAAGGCCCUUGAUGAAACCCUACAUGCAUUUUGCAAAUCUUGAGCACAGGUAUAGUUCUUGUUCUUGUUCUUGUUAUUGUUCCUUGUGUAAGAUUUGUAUACAUACCAUAAUAUGGUAUAAUUUAUGUAAUCAUAAAUGGCUUUUAGUGGUCAUUUGUUUUGGAAUACAGACAUUGGGUGUCGAAUCUGUAACCGCUAGUUAUCAGUUUUGUUUUGCUUUAAACCUACAGUUGGUUA
Molecule: messenger RNA, 1681 nt
Organism: Helianthus annuus (common sunflower)
Lineage: Eukaryota; Viridiplantae; Streptophyta; Magnoliopsida; Asterales; Asteraceae
Product: 3-dehydroquinate synthase, chloroplastic
Exons: 7
Coding region: 141-1487 (448 amino acids)
Biological process (GO): aromatic amino acid biosynthetic process
Cellular component (GO): cytoplasm
Molecular function (GO): 3-dehydroquinate synthase activity
Source: RefSeq, a predicted model, not a curated record